Molecule: messenger RNA, 2423 nt
Organism: Leguminivora glycinivorella
Lineage: Eukaryota; Metazoa; Arthropoda; Insecta; Lepidoptera; Tortricidae
Product: putative leucine-rich repeat-containing protein DDB_G0290503
Exons: 2
Coding region: 120-2423 (767 amino acids)
Source: RefSeq, a predicted model, not a curated record
UUGAAGAACAGGAGAGAAAGAUAUUGAUAGCUAGUGGCCUGCACUUAAGAUCAGGACGUACUAUACGGCGGAUGAUGGCAGAGGAAGAACGACUGGACUUGCCUCACAAAUAGCGUAACAUGAAUGUAGAUACUUUAAAUAGCAAGCGAAAAGUUGUAAGCAAAUACUUUGUGGGUAAGACUGUUAUGGAUGAAAGUCUCUCUGAUUUCAAGGAGAAGAAAAGUUUUAAAGCAAAAAAUAAAGCACCUCCUGCCAAGCCUAAAACUAUAAAAGUGAAACGAGUCAAAGGUCAGAAGGAUAUACGGACUGUGUUAAAGGCUAAAAAGAAUGAGCUAAUUGCUUACUCUGAAGAUUUUGACUCUGUAUGCAAGAAAUCUGGGAUUGAUGUAGAUUCUGAACAACUCCAGCUAGCUAUAGCUCUGUCCAAAUCACUACAAACAACAGAUUCCGGUGAAAGUUCAAGCUCAAGCUCAAAAUCUUUGACAACCCAACAAAGGACAGGACUCAUUCGCACUACUUUAAAAGAGUAUGGAUUUAAAGUGCCUGCAAAACCGAUUACAAAUAGGAAAACCAAGAAACGAAGAAAACCGUACAAAUUGCUUUUGACAAGCGAGGAAGAAAAGCAACAAAUAAUAUCUGAUAGGUACUCACAAAUACUUUUUGAGUUAAAUAACUUACAUAGUAGCGCUAGAGAUGAAGAUUUAGUUUUACCUAAUUUAUUCAUAUACAACAUGUCUACUAAUAUAGAAUAUGAUAUUAUUAAAGAUGACUCUAUAUUUUAUGUUGAGAACAUUGUUGAAGAAACACCAAAUAUCAUGGGAUGCUUGUUAAAAAAUUGGUCUGAUAUUCCCGGCAGACCGUCAAGUCCUAAUGUCAACAAAUCUGAACUACUUUUUUCAGAAGUAGAAUGCUCUCAGGAAGAAUUAGACAUUGUUCUAAGUGGGUGUUUAAAAAAUAGUAAAGAAAUUCUUAAGAAGAAAAAUAUAGUGAAAGAUAAAGGAAAUGGUGUUGAUAUUAGUCCAGUUAAAACCAUUAGUAAAACUACAAUAGAUCUUAGUCCAAAAUUUGUAGAAGAUGCAGGGAACCAAUCACCAGUUGUGAUAGCAGAAAGCAGUAGUAUUGAUAUAAAUGAUACUGAAAAUGAUGAAUGUUCAUUAAAAGUAGUUAAUAGAGAAAUGUUAAUGGUAACGCAGCCAAGUAGAAGCUUAUCCCCGGACUUAUUUGAUGAUGAAGAAGACAUGGUAGCUGUAAUAGCUAAUGAAACAGUAACAGAAACUGAAUCUGUAAGUAAUUUUACAAAACAAGUCAGUGAAGUCAUGGAUUUGACUGAAUGUGUUCUUGCUCAAAAAAAUGUGUGUAAUAGUAGCAAUAUGAAACCAUUAUCUCAAAUAUGUCAACAAAUAGAUAUCACUAAAAGAAAAUCUGAUGAUUUCAUGGAGAUAACAAAAUGUGUAGGAAGUUCAUCCCAUCAAAUAAUAGAUAAUAUUGAAGAAGAAAUAGAUUUAACAAGACCAUGUAUAAAAAUUUCUACUAAUUUAAAUAAUGACAUGCAUCCUGAAGUUGUGGAAUGUGACAGUAAUUCUUCUCUAUUUAUUACAAAUAAGACUGAUGAACAUAUAGAUUUAACAGCUGAAUGUGAAAAAGGUAAUGAAUCAGAAAACAAUAGAAACCAAUCAGAUAUGGAUAUUUUACAAACAAAUUUAAAUAUUUGUUCAAAAGACAAGACUGAUGAACUUGUUGAUUUAACAGAACACUGUGUUGGUGACAGGGAAAAAAAUAAUUAUUGUGUAAAUGCUGACAAUAUUGAACAUAUGGAUUUAACCCAAUCUUCAAAUGCAAGUAGUGAUUCAUUACCUUUUGUUCAAGUUGGUGGUACACAGGAAGAUUCAGAGAAAUCUCUAGAUGAUACAAUAAUAUUAAACGAAAAUGAUUACAUAAAAACCAAAACGCCAGAAAGUAAUAAGAAGUUACGUACCAGUGCUGAUGAACAGCCUCAUCCAGAUUUAAACACUCCUAGUUCAGGCAAAGUAAGUGAGGUAUCACCAAAAUGCAUGUCAGUAGAAACAGAUGAGACUUCUAUAAUAAACCUUGAUGACAGUGAAGUACCUGAAGUAAAAGAUGACAAUGUAGAUUUAACACAAUCAUCUGAUUCAAAUGAGGCUAACAACAUUUGUCAAAACAGUCAUGUAAACAACAGUAGUCUCGGAAAAAAAGAUGAUGUGUCAGUAGAUUAUGAUGAAGCUUUAGAAAACAUGAACUCUUUUCCAUAUGAUAAUGAUACAAUAGUGACUGAAGACCAUUUAGGAAAGACUAAUGAUAAUGUGGUGCUUUUAAAUAGUACUGAACCUGAACCUAUUAAAGAUUUAAACUCUUUUUCUGAAAAUAUCGACAACUAUGUUGAUUUUGGGGCCUUUCAGUUAUAG